GGAGAGUCCGAUUCGAGGGUGAAGAACGGCAGGCGCGCGGCGAGUCGCACAGUCGAGCGUGAGACCUGGGCCGGAGUGGGCCGUGCGCGCGCGCGCUUUCGCUCUUCUCCGCCUUCCGCACUGCCGAUCGCGUCGUUUCGCUUAGAAUCCACCAUCUCCUCCUCCACCUCCUCCCUCUCCGUCAUCGCGCGCGCCUACCGGAGAGGAGAGGAGAGCCGCGAGUAAUCGUCGUCGGCAAGGAAUCGGAGAGAAAUCGCGAGCUAACGCCCGCGCCCGCGCCCGCGCGCGCGCGCGAGCGCGCGUUUUCCUUUCCCGGGAAAAUCGCCGACGAAAAGCCGAGCCGCCGAUCGGAUUCGAGCGGCAGGCAACAACGGCGCUCGCAGUUGCGCGCGAGACGCCAUCGAGGUGACUUCGUCGCGAGAUAACGCUCUCCCGCGUUCGAAGGGAGGACUCGGAUUCUUAGAUUAUAUACUAUCGUGUUUACCGAGUGGGACAGACACACUCGCCGCCCGUUCGGCUCGCGGCGAAUCGUAAAACGCUACGAUUAAAGCGGGCGAGCGUGUUAGCCACACCGGUGACGCACGGCCCGGCGAUUUAACCUCUCCGGGAAACCUGUUCGGGACGACUCGCCGUACGACGUGCGGCGGCGGCGGCGACGACGACGACUUCGUGGAAGCGGUGACGCAAUCUCUCGCUCCUGCCGCGGAGAGGAAGAAGGAAAAGUCCGCGACGGUGAUGACGGUGUAGGCCAGAGAAACGCGAACGGCGCGCUGUUGUUUCUAACGAGUCGCGAGCUUCACCUUGCGCCAACUUCACCUCGUCUCUCUCUCUUUCCCCUCCCCCUCUUCUCCCUUCGCACCCGCACCGGUUCGUCCCUACCGACGCGCGUGUGCGCGGCGCGAUAUCGCGCGAGCGGACGUACAGGUUCCUCGUAAUACGAUGGUGUGCGUGAGAACGCGCGCGCGGAUCGGUGGCAGCCUGUAGCUCCUUGUCCGUGGCAAGCUGGUGGUGGUAUUCGGUGCGCGAGGAAGAAAAAGAAGAGGAAGAAGAAGACGACGACGAAGACGAAGUUGAGGGAAAGGAAGGGAGAGGUGAUCCGUUUUCUCAACGUCGACCGUCUGAAAACCGACGAUGCUGCCCCUCGGGAGAUCGUCAUGGCGAUGGGCCAUCAGUGAUACAGGCAUGAGCAUCCUUCUCUUGAAUUGCUUUCUGUUGCUGAGUGUUGUCGUGGCCUCGGAUGUCCUGGUGUUGGGCUCGUCGAGCUCCACACAUCUCAACCGGGACUACAUGAAGAAAUGUAUCUACAGUAAGAGCCACUCGUUGAUGAAAGUCGACUGUAAGAAUCUGGAACUACAUGAUAUCCCGAGGCAUCUGCAAAAGGACAUUCAGGUGCUGGAGGCAUCUGGGAAUCGAUUGAGGGAGUUGACGAAUAACAGUUUAGCGCGUUAUACGAGUUUAAGCAUAAUCUCUUUGAGCGACAAUUUCAUUCAGAAUAUAGAGGAAGGAGCCUUCGCUAAUCAGCAUUACCUGGAGCUGCUGGAUCUUAAAGAAAACGGUUGCGAUACUCUACCGAAGAGCAUUUUUCAGCUGCCGAAUCUUCGCUUGCUCUACCUCGAUCACAACAAACUCACUGACUCGGUGUUCAAGGUGGAAGUCACCUCGCCCCUUCAGUUGCUACAAUUGAACAGGAACAAGCUCACCAAGAUCCCAUAUAUCGGCAUCCAGCCGAACCUUAUCACUCUCAAUGUGUCCGAGAAUCUGAUCACCUCGAUCAAUACCGAGGACUUAGCACCGUUCUGCUCGCUGAAGUUACUCGAUCUCUCCCGAAACAUGAUCAAGUUCAACAGCUUCGACUGCGAAUGCCAGACACUGAAUGCUUGGGUGAAGUUACGAGAGAUCAACAUGAAACCCGCCGCAUUCUUCAAUUGCACCAGGUCAUCGAUAAUAAACGAGGAUUGCACCAACAUACAAUUCACCAAUCGAACGUACGAACUGUACAACGAGUGCGCGACCAUUAUACAGCAGAAGAUAGAGACCGAGAAGGCCCGCUCGGCCUGGAUACUGGUCGUCUCGUGCGUCUCGGUGUUCCUCUUCGUCAUCUUCGUAGUGCUGUUCUGCGUGCACAAGCGGAAUCGCAGGCGGCGCAGGAAGCAGAAGGAACAACAACAGCUGACGGCGAACAACGCCAACACCGAGCUACUGAAUAGCAAUCUGACGACCGGCAAUUCGUGAAAUAAUCGCCGAAAACGUCGUACAACAAAUAGAAAUUGCGGAGGAUCCGAGAGUAAAACUUUAUACGAGCUACAAGGGGACGUGAAGAAAGUUAAGGAGUUAUCAACUUUGAAGUAAAAUUAACGCAAUGUUCAAAAUAUCUGAGAGAUCUGUUGGUAUUUAUUAGAGUUUAAUCGAUGGAUUCAGAGAGAGAAUUUAAUCGGAUAUAUCGACAGAUACGUGCCUAACAGUUUGUAUCUGAUCAUUAAUAUCACGUUUCACACUUUCGCAUGUUUAGUACAUAAAUGUGAGAUUAUAGCUCGAAUGCUCCUUGGCGCGACUGCCAUUUUUUCAAAGAUAUUACAAGUUUACAGAAGAAAUGAGUACGUAGCCUCUUAAAGCACAAACGAUAUAAUAUAAAAGCGUUAUACCAUCCAAGGCAUCGAGCGAAAUAGAUACUUAGAUUAUUAAAGACUCCGGAAACAAGCACAGCCAUCGAAAGUAACGGAGAGGAUAACUUCGCGAAGACCAUGCUUACACAAGAUAUAAACGCGUUAACUUAUAAAAUGUGUAAAUGUUCUAUAUUGUGUUCACGUAUAUACAACGGUUACGAUAUAUAUAAAAAAAAAAUAUAUAUAUAUAUAUACGAUCUAUGUGAAUGUGAUGGAUUUUCAAGGACUCUGCGUGUUUUGAACGAAUUAUUGUAUCGUCUCGCUAUACUCUUUGCGAUAGGAACUACCGAUUUUGAUUUCGAUUGAACAAAUCUCGGAAGCCGAUCGCGUUCAUUAUCGUGCUUUUGUCUAUGUAAUAGCAAUGUGAGGGUACAUUUAUUGCACGAUUUAUGGUACUUAAAGGAGAGUUUUCUUUCCAAAGAAUAUUACGACGUUAAAGUGAAUCCCCCAAGUGUCAAUGAUGUUGAUUUUACUUUCUGUCAGAACUUCUGUCUUUUCUCACAUUCAUCUCACUCAUUUUUAUUUAUUCUUAUAUGUAUGUAAGCUAGAAGUAAGAUUUUAUGUGUAUUUAGUUAUAUAACAUCGGUAGUAGCGUAACAAAGUCUAUACAUCUUAUUUUUUUAAAACUUAUAAUUUUUCCUUCCGUUUCUCUGUAACAUUUCCAUUAUGUGGAUAUAUAAGUAUGUGACUGUAAAUUGUUAUAUACAAUUUAAAAGAUAAAGUUAAGUUAUACAUAUACAUAUAUAAAAUGAUACAAAGAGCCGUAAUCCAUUUUCAGAAUGUAAAAGAUAGAUUACAAUGCGAAAUGUCGCUCUUAGUUCCUAAUAUUUAUUUCAUACGGGUGCAGAGAAUCGUUUUUGAUUUCAUCAUACUAUCGUAAGGCGAAUAGAAUAACCGUACCAUCGAAAUAAUAAUACGUAUAAUACGUUAUACGUGACGUGCGCGUUACGAUAUGUCAAAGAACAACUUUUAUACUAAUUUUCACGUUACCUUUUAAUAAAUACGAAGAACCUUUGUAUAUGUACUGUAUGUACAGAAAUAUUAAUAAAACUCUAAUAAAUUAUCUUCGCG
Messenger RNA from Monomorium pharaonis (pharaoh ant), 3734 nucleotides. It is a transcript of the gene Lapsyn, whose product is annotated as transforming growth factor beta activator LRRC32. NCBI's taxonomy places the organism in Eukaryota, Metazoa, Arthropoda, Insecta, Hymenoptera, Formicidae. The transcript is spliced from 4 exons. The coding region runs from base 1132 to 2232 and encodes 366 amino acids. Gene Ontology annotation, molecular function: protein binding. The record is from RefSeq and is a predicted model, not a curated record.